Acanthamoeba castellanii str. Neff is the source of this 3567-nucleotide messenger RNA. RefSeq names its product phosphoinositide 3-kinase family, accessory domain (pik domain) domain containing protein. Lineage: Eukaryota; Discosea; Longamoebia; Acanthamoebidae. The record is from RefSeq and is a predicted model, not a curated record. Gene Ontology annotation, cellular component: cytoplasm; phosphatidylinositol 3-kinase complex; plasma membrane. Gene Ontology annotation, molecular function: 1-phosphatidylinositol-3-kinase activity; 1-phosphatidylinositol-4-phosphate 3-kinase activity. The transcript is spliced from 22 exons. Gene Ontology annotation, biological process: phosphatidylinositol-3-phosphate biosynthetic process; phosphatidylinositol-mediated signaling; cell migration. Bases 1 to 3567 code for a protein of 1188 amino acids.
AUGCACAUUCGUGUCGUGCAGUCGUUGGCGUCGUCGAGAUCGGCGGAGGAAGUCACAGCCCUGUACCGCAGCAACUCCUCAGACAGCGCGCCGCGAAAUGCGCAGCAGCUGCCCCUGUCCUACUCGUCCCCGUCGCUCUCCGUGUCGGCCUGCAUCUCUCCUCGCGCCCGGCCGCCCCCGCCUGUGCCUCCGCGAUCGGGCGCCACCGGUGCAGCUGCCCAGCCGCCUAUGCCGGGCCGACUCGGUUGGAGCGGCGGUGGCGGUGGCGGCAGCACGUUGCACCACCUCUCACCACCACCUGACGCUGGGCAGCGGGUGCAGCAGCGGCAGCGCUCCCGCACGUUCAGUUCGGGGCUCGACGCGCCGACGGCCGAUGAUGCCCGAGGAGCGCCCGGCACACCACUACCCUCUCUAUCUUUGUCGACGUCGACAUCAUCGGUAUCUUCGACGUCGUCUACGCUCGCGCAGUCGUCGCCGACGUUGCGCGCGCCGGUGAAGAUGGGCGGCUCGGGGCUCGUCGCCUCGUUCCGCUCACGCGCCAACACCGUGUCGCCGCCGCCGCCGCCGCCGCUCUCGCCCGAACCCAACAAGUUCCACUUCAUGGGCCUGCUGCGACCCUCCCCGCCGGCUCCCGCAGCAGCAGCAGCAGCGACGAUAACGACGACGACAACCUCGAUAAUUGCUCCGCCCGUCAGCCCCACAGCGGCUCCCACGAGCGCCCCUGCGGCGGUUGGUGGCCGCAGCGACGACGGCUACGACGUCGUAGAUCCAACCGGGGAGGCGUCGGCGGGUCCACCGGUGCUCAUCACGCACCUGGUGGGCGUGAACCAGCAGUCGAAGCCCACCCCCUACAUCUGGGAGAAGCACAAGCCCGUGCGGAAGCGGCGCACCGUGGUCAACGCCCGCGCCACCCAGCGGAUCACCACCCGAAUGGCACCGAAUGAGGAGGUAGAGCACUUCCGCGCCUGCAUGGAACGGCUGAGUCCGACGUACCAGCAGAACUGGCUGCCCUUCGGGCAGAUCCUGGCCAGCACGACGGACGUGCCGUUCUACUUCAGCGGGGUCACCUUUGCCGUGUUCUUCCGCUUCCCCGACGCCACUGACGACCAGACCACCACCACCGCCACCACCACCACCACGAACCUGCCGUUCCUCUUCUGCAAGGGACGCGAGACGCUCGAGUGGGCCGUCCAGGAGAUCCUGCGCAAGACCGGCCGCGAGAGCGAAAGGGCUGAUGACAAGAUCAUACAAUUCAGCGGCCUGGCGGCGGUCUACGCGUUCGACCUCUCGGUGCGGCUCAAGGACUUCGCCCACGUGCGGAACGCGCUCAAGCGACGCGACAAGAUCGUGCUGCUCGUGUGGGACCGUCGCCGCGACAAGCCCCAGCUGUGCGCCUCCGAGUUCCUGGCCCGGCACAAGCCGGAGAGCAGCCUCGGGUGGGAAGACGACGCGAGCCUCGGCCUGCGGUACCAGGACAAGGAGGUGUAUCCACUGGAGAAGCUGGACGACCACUGCGUCGAGGUCAAGCUGCUGUGCGUGGAAAACUUCCGGCCGGAGACGGUGGCCGAGCUCGCGGGUGGCGGAUACGCCGCCAAGUGCGAGAGCUUCGCCUUCUACGUGCGCCUGGAGCUGCGCCACGGCGAGCGGACCAUCUGCCCGCCCGUCAUCAGCAAGCGCACGGCCGCCCCGCCCGUCUGGUGCGAGUGGCUCCGCCUGAGCCUGCCCCUCAGCGACCUGCCCCUCGAGUCCCGGUGUGUGCUCACCCUCUUUGCCGUCAACCUGCUGCGCGACGAGCAGCUCGUCUACGGCACGGCCUCGUGCAACCUGUUCGAUCGCGACGGGUGGUUUAUGAGCGGCGUGUGCAAGCUGCCACUCAAUGCGUCCGCCGACGCGCCUGCCAGUCAGCUCAAUGAGCGAGUCGCUGGGCUGCCCACCUCUGACCGAUCUCCGCGGAUCACCCGCCUCGUUCGUGCAGCGCUGGUGAUGGAGAUGGAGAGAGCUCCAUACCCCAUCGCCUUCCCGCAAGUGCCGCACUUCACGCCUCUGAUAGGGCGGGAGCGGGCCAACUUUAAGGUUGCGAGCUCAGUGAGCCCCGACCCCGGUGAACUCGCCGCCCUCCACGCCAUUCUGAAGAAGAACACGCUGGACGAGCUGUCGGAGGAGGAGCGCACGCUGGUGUGGAAGUACCACUCGCACUGCUUCGCCUUCCCGCAGGCCCUCCCCAAGCUCCUCCUGUCGGUGCCCUGGGAGGACCCCUCCGCCGUCAAACAGGCACACCGCAUCUUGGAGACCUGGGACCGCUUGAGCCCCUUCACCGCGUUGCAGCUGUUGGACCAGUACUACCCGGACACGGUGGUGCGCGAGUACGCCGUGCAGUGCCUGUGCGAUAUGACCGAUCCGGACCUGGUCAACCACCUGCUCCAGCUCAUCCAGGCCCUCAAAUUCGAGCGCAACCACGAUUCGGCGUUGGCCCGGUUUCUGCUGUACCGGGCGCUGCACAACCGGACCUUGGUGUACAUGGAGUCGUGUGGGGAGCACGCCGACGAGCUCUUCGCGCAGCUCGAGAUCGUGGCCAAGCUGCGGCAGCUCAACGAGGCUGCUCGCACCUACAAGAAGGCCGAACGGACCAAGGUGCUGCAGGAUGGGCUGACGGCGUACACGCAGUUUGCGUCCUUCCCGGCGCAGUUCCACCUGCCCAUCAACCCGCAGAUCGUGGCCACGGGCUUCGUCGUCGACAAGUGCCGCGUCAUGGACAGCAGCACCGCACCGCUGUGGCUGUGCUUCGAGAACCAGGACAGGAACGGGAGCCCCGACCUCCUCAUCCUCCAGGUCUUCACCGAGAUGGACCGGUUGUGGAAGCGGGAGGGGUACGACCUGCACAUGUCCAUCUACGGCGUCGUGUCCACCGCUUUCAACGAGGGCUUCAUCGAGGUGGUCUCCAACGCCUCCACCUGCUCCAAGAUACAGAAGGACGCGGCAGGCCUGGCCGGAGCGUUGCAGCGGACCCCGCUCUUCAAUUGGCUCCAGAAGCACAACACCACGGAGCAAGACAUCAGUUCGGCGGUGCAGAACUUUGUGCACAGCUGCGCGGCCUACUCAGUGGCGUCGUACGUGCUGGGCAUCGGGGACCGACACAACGACAACGUCAUGAUCACCCGCGAAGGACACCUCUUCCACAUCGACUUUGCGCACAUAUUGGGUGAUUUCAUGAAGUUCGGAGCCUACAAGCGGGAGAAGGCGCCCUUUGUCUUCACGGACGAGUUCGUCCACGUGAUGGGCGGAGCGGUCUCCGACAACUACCAGCUCUUCGUGGACCUGGGCGCCAUCGCGUUCAACAUACUCCGCAACAACGCCGACAUACUCAUCUCGCUGUUCGUCAUGAUGCUCUCGGCCGGCAUUCCCUUGUUGCGGACACGGAAGGACAUCAAGUUUUUGGAGAGCGCGCUCGCCCUCCACCUCACCGAGGAGGAAGCCGCCGCCACGUUCAAGGGUCUCGCUGCUGAAGCGCUCGCCUGCAAAACCACGCGCGUGCUGUUCUUCAUGCACAACCUCGCCCACCCCGAUUGA